Molecule: messenger RNA, 1731 nt
Organism: Manihot esculenta (cassava)
Lineage: Eukaryota; Viridiplantae; Streptophyta; Magnoliopsida; Malpighiales; Euphorbiaceae
Product: pentatricopeptide repeat-containing protein At1g63330-like
Exons: 1
Coding region: 1-1731 (576 amino acids)
Molecular function (GO): protein binding
Source: RefSeq, a predicted model, not a curated record
AUGAAACAAUAUCAUACUGUCCUUUCCAUGUCCAAAACAAUUGAAUUGCUAGGAAUCUCUCACAAUAUUUAUUCUCUUAACAUCUUAAUUAAUUGCUUCUGCCGUUUACAUCUUGUGGAUUUUGGCUUCUCUGUUUUCGGGAAGAUGUUCAAAUUCGGAUUGGAGCCUACCACUGUGACAUUUAAUAGCUUAAUUAAUGGGCUUUGUAUGGAGCGUAAAAUCGAUAAAGCGGUGGAAUUUUUCGAUGAUAUGGUUGCACGUGGUUAUCAACCUGAUGUUUAUACUUACAUUACGAUAAUAAACGGAAUCUGUAAAUUUGGGAAAACAAAAGUGGCUAUUGGGCUACUAAAGGGAAUGGUUGAUAGAGGUUGUGAGCCAAAUGUUGUGACAUACAAUGCAAUCAUUGACGCACUUUGCAAGGAUGAGCUAGUUGGUGAGGCUUUAGAUCUCUUCUCUCAAAUGAGGAAUAAGGGCAUUUCACCUAAUGUCAUCACUUAUACUGGUUUAAUUCACGGUGUUUGCAAAUUAGGCCAAAAGAACCAAGCUUUGGCCUUGAUGAAUGAAAUGGUGGAGCAGAACAUAUCACCUGAUGUUUAUACCUUCAAUGUAUUGAUUGACGCUCUUUGUAAGGAUGGAAUGGUUGCAGAGGCUCAAAAUACAUUCAAUGUAAUGAUUCAAAGAGGUGUAGAGCCUGAUGUGGUCACCUACAAUUCCUUAAUUGAUGGUCUUUGCAUUUCAGACCAAUUCAAGGAAGCUGUGGCCUUGUUGAAAGAAAUGGUGGGGAGGAACAUAUCCCCUAGUGUUUUUACCUUCAAUAUAUUGAUCGACACUCUUUGUAAGAAAGGACUGGUUUCAAAUGCACAGAAAAUAAUCAAGAUAAUGAUUCAAAGAGGUGUGGAACCUGAUGUUGUCACUUAUAAUUCAUUGAUGGAUGGAUAUUGUCUGUGCAAGCAAAUUGAUAAGGCUAGAAAGGUAUUUGAUCUGAUGGUGACCAAUGAAAUAGCUGACAUUUUAGGCUAUAACAUUUUGAUCAAUGGAUAUUGUAAGUGCAAAAUGAUAGAUGAUGCAGAGGAACUUUUUGAUGAAAUGUCUCAUAAAGGUUUAGUUCCUAAUGUUGUUACUUAUCAUACUCUUAUAAAGGGUAUGUUUCAAGCAGGGAGGCCCCAAAAUGCAAAAGAGCUUUUUAAGGAUAUGUGCUCUCAUGGUCAACAGCCAGAUAUAGUAACCUUCUCAAUUAUGAUUGAUGGCUUGUGUAGACAGGGGAAUCUCGAUGAGGCACUCGCACUAUUGACAGCAAUGGAGAAAAGUCAGUUGAAGCCUAAUGUUGUGAUCUAUAGCAGUCUGAUCAAUGGUAUGUGCAAAGUUGGGAAGAUUAAUGAUGCCAAGGAACUUUUUUCUAGUCUUUUUGAAAUUGGUUUACAACCUGACGUUUAUGUAUAUAACGCAAUUAUGAAAGGACUCUGCCAACAAGGAUUAAUGGAUGAAGCGUAUAAGGUAUUUAAAGACAUGGAAAAGGUAGGAUGUUUACCAGAUAAUUGUUGUUAUAAUAUCAUCAUUCAAGGGUUUCUCAAGCAUGAGGAUUUACCAAAAGCAUCAGAACUAAUCAACGAAAUGGUUGAUAAGGGGUUCUCUGCUGAUGAUGCUACCACAGAAUUGGUAGUAUAUUUAUCGCGGAAUAAUAAUCUCAUUCUGAGGCUUUUAAAGGUCCGCAAUGAGGGAUCAGCAAACUAA